AUGUUGGACGUAUGUGUUAUGUUUUGGGCAAUAUGUGCAGUGAACAAGCCGCUAUUAUUUCCGAAUGAAAUGAACAAUUGGAUACCGGAUUGGUACAACCACGCCGUGCACACUAAUCCGAUUGUGUUAACGCUGUUCGAUAUGGCCACCACCAAGCAUCGUCUGCCCAAACUAAUCGAAUCUACGGCUAUGCUGUUCGUGCUGUCUGGCUCUUACGUCACAUGUUUACUUUAUAAUAAAUUUACAACUGGAAGAUGGGUGUAUCUUAUCAUUGGAGAAGUUACAACGAGUUUGACGGAAGUGAUAAUUUACUUUGCAGUAACAGCGUUUAUCAUACCAUUUAUGUGUUUGCUGAUUGGUUACAAAAUGUGUUCAUGGUUUUCAACAGAUCCACAAAUGAAGGAAAACAUAAAACAUAAAAUGUCUUAAAAACAAAUGAAAAAUGUACACAUAAAGUAUUGAUGUAAUAAAUUUAUUAAUAGUCAAACUUUUAUAACUUAGUAUUACAUGUGCAACAACGUUUACCAAAAUAAAUAUUAUUCUUGACUUUAUUAAUUAAAAACAAGAAUCUAAUAAUAACAAAUUAUAGACUAUAAUUAAAGUCAUGCAACUUAAUUURAAGUAUAUUUUUUAAUUUUAAUUUUUUCAAGUUAAAUUAUGUGAACUUGUUUAAGAUUAAUCACUACAAAGCUAGUUUUGGUGAUGCAAAAAUGUUUUAUAUUUUAUAAUUGGUAAGCCAAACGGUGUGUGCUGAUGUAAAGUGAUAUUAUUUUUAUURUUAURAAUAGUUACCUAAAUUAAAAUAUGAAUUAUUAGUUAUUGUUGAAUUAAAACUGCUUGAUCAUCUUCUUGAGUUUUGUUUAUCUAAUAAAAAAAUUACAUUAUAAUUAUCUCUUAAGUGAAAAAAAUUAAAAUAUAUAAUUGAAUGUUAUGA
Molecule: messenger RNA, 934 nt
Organism: Diuraphis noxia (Russian wheat aphid)
Lineage: Eukaryota; Metazoa; Arthropoda; Insecta; Hemiptera; Aphididae
Product: androgen-induced gene 1 protein-like
Cellular component (GO): endomembrane system; membrane
Source: RefSeq, a predicted model, not a curated record